AUGACCAUCAGGCAGAGGAGGGAGAGGAGGAAGGGAGCCCGGUUCCAUCGCGCCCGGGCCAGCGCUGUGAGCGACCAUGGGGAGCCCAUGGAGAACAUCGAGACAAGGGCAUUUCUCCCAGCUGAGAUCCCCGAGCCCACGCUGGCGGAGAACGUGCUGCGCCACCAUCUCUUCUGUGGAGCCACUUUGCAGCUGCUCUGUGCGCUGGCUGUAAUCGUGCCAGUUUCCAGGUGCCAUAAGCCAGACUGGCACAGUCUUGGGACUCGGUCUGGUGAGACAGUGAAGAAAGCCAAGGCAAGUGCUGCUCUGCUGAGGAAGGAAGCCCAGAAGGAGAGCAAAAAGAACAAAGAAGGGCUUGAGCGAGAAGGCCCACAGGACGCUCGAAUCAGCUGGAAUGCUUCCUCGGAGGUGGCACCAAAGGCAGCGGACUGAGUCACCUGGUUUUCUGGCAUGGCCGUGCUUUCCCUGUCACGGACAGUGCAGCGGAACUGAGGCACCUGGAAGGGAAGGGCUUGUGCUGCAUUCCAAGCAAAGAGGGCUUGCCAGAGGCAGGUCUUCAUCUAUGGCAAGAGAUGGAGAGGCUGUGUUCCUUCAGGC
This is a messenger RNA of Tympanuchus pallidicinctus (lesser prairie-chicken), 597 nucleotides long. RefSeq names its product protein MANBAL-like. The transcript is spliced from 4 exons. Bases 1 to 432 code for a protein of 143 amino acids. The record is from RefSeq and is a predicted model, not a curated record. NCBI's taxonomy places the organism in Eukaryota, Metazoa, Chordata, Aves, Galliformes, Phasianidae. Gene Ontology annotation, cellular component: membrane.